Molecule: messenger RNA, 1875 nt
Organism: Capronia epimyces CBS 606.96
Lineage: Eukaryota; Fungi; Ascomycota; Eurotiomycetes; Chaetothyriales; Herpotrichiellaceae
Exons: 5
Coding region: 1-1875 (624 amino acids)
Biological process (GO): chromatin remodeling
Cellular component (GO): RSC-type complex
Molecular function (GO): protein binding
Source: RefSeq, a predicted model, not a curated record
AUGAGCAGCUCGAAGCGCAGAAGCGGCCCUGCAGGCUUGCCCGACGACUUUGCGGCCACGCCAGAUCCCAAGCGACGCAAGCGUAACGACGAUACCCACUUUCCAGACCGCGAAACUCGAGAAACAACAUCAGAACUUGGAUUAAAACUGGUCAGGCAGCUGAAAAAAUCACAAGACAAGAAUGGCCGCAAUGUCGCCGUUCAUUUUAUCGAUCUUCCCAGCAGGGUUGAGUAUCCCGAUUACUAUCAGCAGAUCCCGAUGCCGUUAUCCUUGAACAUGAUCGAGCAGAGGCUGGAGAGUCACGAAUAUGAAACCAUGGAGCAGCUCGAGUCCGACUUGAAGAGAAUGGUCCAGAAUGCAAAGGAUUACAACCAUAGCAAAUCGCCCAUUUUUGAGGACGCAGAGCGUAUUCGGAAGGCAUUAUCGAAUUUUAUGCCAAAGCACAACCCGGCAUAUCUACGUGCUGAUUAUCGCGCUUAUCCUACACCUAUCCCACAGGAACUCUUGGAUCGACCGAGGGAUCCUUCUACCGCGUCAGAGGCCAACGUACCUACUGAGAAGGUCAAACUGAUCUUCUCCCGAAGGCGCCAGAGCGAAGCCACGCCGGCUACUCCAAGCGUCAAGGAUGACGUGAGACAAGAUCAGUUGGACUUUCUGAAGGAGUUAUCGGCGCAAGAAGAUGCAAUCAACUUUGAGGAGAAAGUCUCUAAAAAGGAUUAUCCUGACUAUUAUAGGUUGAUUAAGAGGCCCACUGCGAUUUCAGAUGUUCGAGCCUUGGUAGAGAAAGACGGCGUUCAAGACUGGGAUGCAUUGGCGAAGGAGGUCCGAUUGAUCUGGGACAAUGCAAAGGAAUACAACCAAGAAGGGUCCGACAUCUACAUUAUGGCGGAGAAGCUCGAGUCAUGGUCGGAACAGAGGAUGCAGUCGCUUGGUGCUCUCCCCCGGAGGAAUCUCAAGUUGUCUCUCUCGCAACCGAAGCCGAAAGCUUUGAGACUCACGAUAGGCUCCUCCACCCCGACACCCACUCUCGUGGGCGGUACCAUCGACAGCGAAUCUCUUCGACGACAAAAGGAAGAAACAGGUCAAGCCCUGAGUCGAGCACAGAGAGCGAGCUCCAGAACCGCUCAACUCAACGGCUCAACACCGGUCCCUUCAAGUGCUGCAGCCAGUGUUCGACGGAGUGUGUCCCAAGUUACGGAACAGCCUGAUGUUGUCGGGACCGAAUCCAAUGCUAAUGGCACGGCUACUCCGCAACCUGAAGAGGCUCCCAAAGCCUCUCAGCCCCCGCCCCCGGCACAGUUACCUACGCCUGUUAGAGAGAUCGACACGCCAGGCCCGGGCGUACCUUUAGCGAAUGGAGUUCGCGGCCACGAUCAACCCUCGCCGCAUCCUGGUCAUCAGCCAGCCUUCAACCAGUCUGCGAUCCCGUUCGAACGUCGGUACCGCGAUCCUGGCAAAGGACUCGAAUCAGCGCUUCUGGGUUCAGUCAUUUUCAUGACCAACCCGAGUCUCCCCAACGAUCCGAGAUGGAAACUCAUACGCCGGGCUUCACCCAUCAGAACACAGACUUCUGGGUUGAUAAGCCUGCCGUCCAACUACCGUGAUAUCCGCAUCAUUCCCGUGACUACGCCAGAACUGAAAUAUCGACGUCGGCACCGAAUUAUUGUCUUGCAUAACAUGCACGUGUAUCGAGAACCCAACUCAACGGUCCCCGGUGCAUAUGAUAUCAAGUUAUUCCCGGGAGAGAACACCCUGUCGGUUGAAGUUCUGGCCGAUCUAAGAGAUGGAGAGAAAAAGGAGUAUGCGCCUCCUCAGUUGCAAUUCGAUUUUGAGAAGUGCACGUUGAUUGUUGAUCUUAAGACCCAAGUGUCUUGA